This is a messenger RNA of Humulus lupulus (European hop), 1624 nucleotides long. RefSeq lists its product as uncharacterized. NCBI's taxonomy places the organism in Eukaryota, Viridiplantae, Streptophyta, Magnoliopsida, Rosales, Cannabaceae. The coding region runs from base 209 to 1351 and encodes 380 amino acids. The record is from RefSeq and is a predicted model, not a curated record. The transcript has 9 exons. Gene Ontology annotation, cellular component: cytoplasm.
UCCUCAUCUCAAUAGUUCACACUUGCAACUAAAACCCCAAAACAAUAGUGAGAUUUCCCUCCGCAACAACGAACAGAAGCUAAUCUUGUGUCAUCGCCGUUCUCAACUGAACUUUUAUUCGGAUAAUUCUGUCAAACUUGUUUUGGUGGAAAGUUCUCUUCAGAAAGUGAUAAUUUUGAGCUCUGUCAUAGUUGCCUGAAAUUGAAGGAUGGGUGAGGUCCUUCUAGGUAUGCCUGGACCUUGGGCUGAUGAUUAUUGUGAACCAUCUGAUCAUUAUACUACUAAAGUUGGUGGAAUUCCUGAUUGGCCUCUUCCUAAGGAUGCCCUAAAUUGUAAUCUGCUUGAGUGUAGCGUGUGUGCAAGCAAACUCAGUCUUAUUGCACAGGUUUAUGCUCCAAUUUCGAGUAAAAGCUUAAAGAUAGUAGAGCGCACUAUUUUUCUUCUGGGUUGUUUGAUGCCAAAUUGUGGGAGCAUUCCUCUUAGCUGGCGAGCUCUUCGCAUUCAGAGAUUAAGUAAAGUGGAGGAUUUAAAUAUCAUGUCUCACGAAAAGGUUGAGCAAGGUGAAUCUGUUUCAAAGACAAAUUUAUGGCAGGAUUUGGAUGAUGAAGAUGAUGAAGAGUUGGAUCUAGAAGAGUUGGGUAAAGCACUUUCUGAUGCUGCAACAGUGGCUUCUUAUGCCAAGAAACCUCAUUGUGAUGGGCAUCCAAAGACCAAGAAGCCUUCACCAUUAAGCACAACAUCACAAGUUGAAGAUACUAACACACCAGUUCUACCUUGCUUUUACAUAUACAUGCAAGAGGAACCACUUUCAAGGGAUGUUAAUUCAAUUUGUUUGAACUACUCAUCACUUUCCAUUAAGGCCAGUGGAAAUAAUGAUGAGGAUACCGUAUCAGAAGAAUCAUGGGCAGAUGAAAAAUAUGAAUACGAUAAAGCGUUAACUGCUGAUAGGACUUACCUGAAGUUUAAGAAACGAUUGGAUGCAUACCCAGAACAAUGUUUCAGGUACUCAUAUGGUGGAGAACCACUUGUAGCUGAAAAAGAGGAAUCAGACCCUGGGAAGUGCAGGCUGUGUGGCAGUUCAAGACACUUUGAAAUGCAACUAAUGCCACCAUUAUUGUACUUUCUACUUGAGGCAGCUGAUGAUAGUCAAAGGCAGUCACUGGAAAACUGGAACUGGAUGACCCUAGCAAUAUACACCUGUUCCGCUAGCUGUUCACUUUCUUCUGAUCAAGAGAAUACUAGGAGUGACGGUUGGAUUGUGGCUGAGGAAGCUGUCUCAGUAGAAUCUGAGAAAUCUUUAGAUGAGUUAGCAGAACCUGGCUAUUUCAAUUCAUCUCAUCACGAGCAGUAGGGGGGGUUACAAAUGGUACGUUAUAAACCAAUACGUGCGUGUAUGUAUGAGCGAGUAUUUUUGGGCUGCAUUGGUUGAUAUUGUCAAGUAGAUCACUACAAUCUGGCCAUUCUUUGGAGUGAAGGGAGAUUGUUUGGGUAUACAAAUUUUGCUUUUAUUUUCUUUUUAAUGAAAAAAAAAAAGUUUAUAUUUUCUACAUCACUUAUAUCUUGGUCCUAGACUUACUAAAUGCAUAAUAAACUCUUUCGCUGUGGUCCUUGCUCCGUUCUUUCA